Messenger RNA from Chilo suppressalis (striped riceborer), 1293 nucleotides. The record is from the annotation of a GenBank genome assembly. NCBI's taxonomy places the organism in Eukaryota, Metazoa, Arthropoda, Insecta, Lepidoptera, Crambidae.
UUUUUUGUUAUUCUAAUAAGCUGUCUAUUACCUACCUACCUUCAAUCCCACAAUAAUCUGUUUAUUUAUUAUUCCAGUGAACUCCAGCUAUGGGUAAGGUAGCUACAGCUGAGGUGCUGCGGUUCAUGACCGACUGUCUGAAGUCAGCCGGUGCGGCGGCGAAGGCGGCUGAGCAGCAAGCUGAGCUCCUCAUACAGGCCGACCGCAUGGGGCACCCGAGCCACGGCCUUAAUAGACUAGAAUUGUACAUUAAAGAAAUUUUAUCGGGAACGUGCAAGCCAAACAAUGAGCCAAAGAUACUGAAGGAAAACGCAUCCACAGCGUGGGUGGACGCCAACAAUGUUCUGGGGGCGACAGCCAGCCACUUCGCUAUGGACAUCGCUAUAAAAAAAGCGAAAGACACCGGCGUUGGAUGGGUCACUGUUAAAGGUUCGAACCACAACGGCAUGGCAGGCUUUUGGGCCCAAAAAGCAGCUGACAAGGGACUAAUAGGGAUGGCAUUCACUAACACCUCACCUCUCCUAGCACCUACUAGAAGUAAACAGGCGGCUUUAGGCACAAACCCGCUGUCGGUGGUGGCACCGGCGUCUCAAGGCGAAUCCUUCUACUUAGAUAUGGCGACUACUGCAGUGGCAGUUGGCAAAAUAGAAAUGCAACUUCGAAAGGGUGAGCCCUUACCCCACGGAUGGGCUCAAGGGCCUGACGGUAGAGAGACAACCGACGCUGAUCUGGCAUUCAAAACCAGUUGCUUGAUGCCGCUAGGCGGAGGAGAGAAAACUUCAGGUUACAAAGGGUUUGGGCUGUCUGCUAUGGUCGAGUUGUUCUGUGGCAUUUCAUCUGGUGCUAACUACGGUCACCAUCUACGCUCGUGGUCGCAUAGCGGCGUGGGCGGGCCGGCCAACUUAGGCCACUGCUUCGCGGCCGUCGACCCGGGGUGCUUCGCGCCCGGCUUCGGGGACCGCCUCGCCGAGAUCAUCCAGCACUGGAGGCAGCUGGAACCGACCGACCCAGAAUUGCCAGUAUUGGCGCCGGGUGACAAAGAAAAGAAAGCUGCCAAAGAGACAUUGGAACGCGGGACGGUAUCCUAUGUGAAGCAACAGAUCGAUUCCAGCGCCGCCCUGGCGGAGAGACUCAAAGUUAAACCCAUGGAUGUCAUAGCCAACUAAAACUUGAACUGGGAAAGCCGACUGAUUAAUUCUCAUCAUACUGACUUGUUGAUUUAUUAUUGAAAAUUUCCAGAGCAUAUCAUUGUUUUUGUAUUUUUAGGUAGGUACUUAUUAGAUUAAAAGUUGC